Messenger RNA from Pocillopora meandrina, 2228 nucleotides. The record is from the annotation of a GenBank genome assembly. NCBI's taxonomy places the organism in Eukaryota, Metazoa, Cnidaria, Anthozoa, Scleractinia, Pocilloporidae.
AUGGAAGAAGAGGCGACCAUUCUUGGUGAGGUGAACCCUACUCCUGCCACUGGAUUCACACCUGUACCAAUUCGUGGUAGGAAUUCAACUACACAAGCCAGAGUAUCCCCUCCAAGUAAAAAACAAGAUGAGUGCUUUGAUGAUACAGCACUAACUCCAACUGGUGGACAGAAAACCUGCUCAAGCUUGCCUCCAUCCAAACAAAAGACAGGGACACCCCAACCCAACUGUCCUCGCUCUGUCUCUACAAAUUCUCCAACCUUAUCUAUUGCAUCUACACAUAAAAAAUCAACUCAACCUCCAGAGGAGACUCCCAGAAGGUCAAGCAACAAAAAAAAGAGUGACUGUGACCCCAGGAGAGGUUUACAUUUUCAAAGCUCGUGGUAGACAGCAGCAGUGAAGAAGAGGAAGAUACUGAAUAUUGCACAGAAGAAAACCCUGAAAUUGCCCUUGGAAACUGCUGUAAAGAACAACAACUGGAAAAUAAAGCUUUGAGGAAGAUAAUUCAGAAACUGCACAGGAGGCUUAAUAUAGCAUGUAUGUAAUCUUGAGUAUUUUUUUGCAAUCAAUAAUAAUUAUUACUAAAACAGUGCAUGUGUUUUAUCUUCAUGUACAAUUUGUUUUAUCAUUUGUUUACAUUGGCCCUGAAGAGCCCCAAUGUGAAGUGGUUAAUUGUGUUUACAUUUCUAGUGUAAUCCCUCAAUCCUGAUAUUAAUGCAAGCCUUGCUAGCAGGGAUUUCAAAACAAGCCACAACUGUCCGAGUUCUAUCGAGUACAUGUACCCAGUUAUUCUAGUCCUAGCAAUCAGCUCACAAACAUGUUCACUUACCACAACAGCCAAUUCUUUCAGUUGAUGAAGGCAUUAGCUUGAUAUUAGCUUUUUUCAUGUGUGUUAUAAGUGAAAUAAAGUUUUUUUUAUCUAUGCCUAUCUCAAAACAUUUUGAAAUUGUUGGCCUUCCACUUAGUACUUAUUCAGUGGCAGAUAUUUUACAUAGUUCCCAUGUAACUUGCUUGUACAUAAACACAAAAAUUUUCAAUCAUUUCAUUUACAGUGAAAGCAAAGACAACAGAGGAGAUAAUAAACAACAGGCCUCCCCCAGGUGUUCUUAUCCUUCCUUGGAAAUAGAAUACAAGGUAAUGUUUUAUAUUUUGACCCUUGGAGUUCCAAUAAUUGUACUAUUAAUGACUGAUGGUAAUAGGACUGUGUGAAGUACAAUUCAGGGAUUAAUCAAGCAAGUGAUUUUAAAUCAGCUGAGUGUGAUGAUGUGCAGCCGACUUGAAAUUAUGAGAAGGAUUAUCCCUGAUUUGUAUGACACAAAGUCCUAUUACCAGUAUCAGUUAAUCAUAUCAGUAACAAAAUAAAGGCUACGAAAUCUUUGCAUGAUAGUUGGUGUAUUGUACAAACAGAAGAAAGAACAACAACUACAAAAGCUUAUGUUUGUCACUGUUUUUUUUUUUAAAAACAGAUGGUAGAACUUGACGAAGGAUUUGGGGUGUUCUGGUAUACACAACAUCUUGCCUACUGUUCAGCAGUAAAAAAUUGGUCUGGCUAUGUCAAUGCUGUUGUUGAUAUUUUCUUCAACAAAGAAAAACUAGCAUCCUCUUGUGCCAUGGGCAACCAAAAAAAAAGCAAGACUGGUGACAGCCACCAACCACUAAACCCACUGAUUGUCCAUGCAAUCAUUGGUAGGUUCAUUAUACUUUUCUAACCCUUUGCUAUUUCUACAAAGUUGCCAUAAUUUUGAAGGUGAUCAAGGGUAUAAGAUGGAAUUACUCUAUAAUUUAAUUUUUAUGUAUUAAUUGGGGUGAAUUUAACUAGCUCAUGUAUUGAAUUAAUAGAAAGUAGAAAAUAUAUGUGUGGAAUGCUCGUGUCUGCAGAAAAAGAAAAGUAAUGCUUUGUGCCCAGACAGUUUUUGAAUUUGAAUUGUCUAAAAUUGCUUACAUUCCAAAGCCCAUGAAUACCUGCUUUUAAAUGAACUCUCAGACACCCAGGUUAAAACAGUGUUGUGACUACUUUGAGUACCGUAUACCAUGUAGAUUGUUAAAUAUUUUUUGAUAAAUUCAAAUGAGACAAAACAAUUAACAUUUAACUCUUGAUUCUCUCUUUAGGCAAAGUGUGUUCAAAAUUUACAAAAGACAGUGUCACUGCCAGCCAAGUUGUGCAAAAAAUAAACAUGAAGUGUGUUGAGGCUUGGCUCCCACAGAGAAUAAGAGUUUUUCUUCCAGAA